Penaeus chinensis is the source of this 4199-nucleotide messenger RNA. RefSeq names its product integrin-linked protein kinase homolog pat-4-like (gene Ilk). Gene Ontology annotation, biological process: substrate adhesion-dependent cell spreading; cell-matrix adhesion; protein phosphorylation. Gene Ontology annotation, cellular component: stress fiber; focal adhesion. The transcript has 10 exons. The record is from RefSeq and is a predicted model, not a curated record. Gene Ontology annotation, molecular function: protein kinase activity; ATP binding; protein binding. Lineage: Eukaryota; Metazoa; Arthropoda; Malacostraca; Decapoda; Penaeidae. The coding region runs from base 158 to 1507 and encodes 449 amino acids.
CCCUCCCAAUAAGCCUCAGAUAGUCCCUCGAACCCCUACGCCCGCACGCCCGCACGCCCGAGAUGCUCCCGGCGGUUCCAAUGCUUACCGCGGACGGGAGUGCGUGCGUAGGUGUGCCCGAGAGAGGCUGUCAGCUCAGCGCCAGAUGCUUUGAGUCAUGGAGGAUAUCUUCCACUGGUGCCGUGAAGGCAAUACUGUACAAGUGCGACUAUGGCUAGACGACACUGAACAUGAUAUGAACCAAGGAGAUGACCAUGGCUUCUCGCUCUUGCACUGGGCAGCCAAGGAGGGUCACUUAGGCAUUGUGGAGAUGUUGAUAACCAGAGGUGCUCGGAUUAAUGCCACAAACCUCGGUGAUGACAUUCCGAUCCAUCUGGCGGCUGCUCAUGGGCACAGGGACAUUGUCAGCAUUCUGAUAAGACACAAGGCAGAUGUUAACUUCAUCAAUGAGCAUGGAAACACCCCACUACACUAUGCCUGCUUCUGGGGCUAUCAGUUGAUUGCUGAGGACCUUGUACAGGCUGGGGCAUCAGUGUCCAUUGCCAACAAGUAUGGGGAGGUUCCACUGGAUAAGUGCAAAGGAGCUAUGGCAAAGAAGCUUCACAGCUUGGCAGUUGACUGCGGCCAAAACCUUGAGAAGGUUGCCUUCAAAGAUCAGAGCUGGCUAGGCCUGAAGACUCGUAGCCGUGACCCUACCCUCUCCAGACACAAAGGCAUUAAUAUCAAUGAACUGGCACUUCACACCAAGAUUGCUGUAAGCCCUUCUGGAGAGAUGUGGCGUGGGAAGUGGCAAGGGAAUGAAAUUGUUGCAAAAAUUCUGGCUCUAAGAGAAUGCUCUCCUCGAGUGUGCCGUGAUUUCAACGAGGAGUUCCCGAGGCUAAGGAUCUUCUCACAUCCCAACGUCCUGCCAGUUGUCGGCUGCUCUAACUCUCCUCCAAACUUGGUGGUCAUCACACAGUAUCUCCACUAUGGAUCUCUCUAUCAGCUGUUGCACCAGGAAACAUCAAUUGUUGUGGACACGGCACAGGCUCUCAAGUUUGCCCUGGACAUUGCGCGGGGGAUGGCUUUCAUCCACUCUUUGGAGAAGCUGGUGCCUAAUCUGUACUUGUCCUCAAAGCAUAUAAUGAUCGAUGAGGAUUUGACAGCUCGCAUAAACAUGGCUGAUGCAAAGUUUUCAUUCCAAGAAAGAGGCAAGAUUUAUUCGCCUCAGUGGUUCUCCCCAGAAGCUCUGCAGAAGAAACCAAAAGAUCUGAAUGUGAAGGCAGCAGAUAUGUGGAGCUUUGCAGUAACCCUCUGGGAGAUGGCGACACGUGAGGUUCCAUUUGCUGAUCUUACGCCAAUGGAAGCAGGAAUGAAGAUUGCCACAGAGGGCCUUCGCGUCAGUGUUCCACCAGGCAUAUCUCCGCACAUAUCAAAGUUGGUUCGAAUUUGCAUGAAUGAAGAUCCUGGCAAACGACCAUCCUUUGAUAUGAUCUUGCCCAUAUUGGAAAAAAUGUGCACACAGUAAAUGCCCAAAAUUCUCUGAGAGGAAACUAAACCUGAUGUCAUUUUUGACAUGCCUUGAAGAUCACAUUCUGGAGAAAUGUCUUUGGGUAUUAUGUUUUCCUUAUUCCUUUGUUGAGGGGUGUAACGGAUUUUCAGAUUUCACAUUUUGCUUGAAGAGGAUGUUGUUUAACUGAGUAUUAAUACUUAUUUUUGGCCACUAAUUUUGCAUGGAUAUAUGAAUUCAUUUCAGAUUUUAUGGUCAUAUAGCCUUUUUUCAAUAAUAUAGUCUUAAAAAAAAAGUGUUUCAAUAAAUAUAUAUUUUGUCAUGAAGGAUCACUUCUUACGUAGUCCUUAAUUAGUAUUUUUAAAGUUGGAUGAAAGCAAAAAUAGAAAAGUUUGAUUCAUUAUAAUUGCAGAUUUGCUUGCAACAUUAGGUAUAGACAUAAAAUCAGGUCACUCUCUUUCUCUCUCUCAAAAAAAAAGUGCCACAUUUCUAUUCAUAAGCUUUUUGAGAGUAUAAAGGAAAAUCUUCCACAAGUUUAUUUCAUAAUAAUGUUAGAUACUUCCACUUCCCGACAUUAAAUUUAUUAGGACUAAUGACCUGUUGUUGUUGUGCCAAGUAGGGUAUGGUCUAUUUUUGCGAAGUACAUUUUGAGAAUUUAUGACAAUGCAAUGUAUGAUAGUUAUAGAUAGAUAGAUUAGUAUUUAGUUGAUAUGAAUGUGCAUUUAUAGAUGGUUCAAUAGAAAUGGACAAGAUCACAUGUAAUCUAGUUUCUUUGAAGCAUGAAAGACAUUCUGUGAAAAUAUAGGAAGAAGAAUUUUACCACAAAAUUAACUCUACAAGUAUAUACAUAUUCAAGUAUUAUUAUUUUGUAUAGGAAGUGAUACAUACUGUAUAGUGGUCUUUAUAUAAGAAGGUUGAGCAAUCAUUAUAAUUUAGCAGUAAAUUAUACCCGCUUCAAUAGUACAGCCUAGAAAGGUAGACUAGCAUCAAUAUCUGUCUUGUGCAGAAUCCUCUAUAUGUAUUGUAUUGCCUUGUCUCUAGAAGUGAUUAAUCAACAUAUUUACCAGAUGUGAUUGUGCUGACAUUUGGCAGAGAUGCAGGACUGGUCUGCUUGUCUGUGUGCGAGAUAGGCCAAAGAUUGUAUGAAAUCAUCAGGUGCUUCAAAUUUUUUCAUCUAGAUGAGAUUGUAAAGGAGUUUCUUUUUAGACAAACUGAGUCCUGGUUGAUGUCAAAUGAACCAACACUUCAUUGACAGUAGCUAUAUGAGUUCAAUCAUGUAGUCGCCUUAUGUUAUUUUUUAAAAAAAGAGAACAUCACAUGUUAUCUAUGCAACUUGUAAUAUAGUAGAACUUCUUGCCUUUUAUUUCUUUGUAAUGUAGCUUUAAGGGAUUUCCAUAGAUGAGGUAGAAAUCUUUUAUGCAAAUAACUCUUGUACUCAAGCUCUCCUUGCCUAAUAUAUAAUAAUCAUGGAUAUUAUUGCAUUGCUAGACUGUUCAUCUAUGGAAAUGUAAUCUCUGCAUCUAGUUUUAACCAUGUAUGUCACCACAUAUAGUACUAGCCUCUAGUUAAAAACUAGGAACCAUUGAAAUGUAAUAAUGAAGUGUACACUAAUUGUAUUUAAUAGUGUAUAUUUUUAGAUAACUUUGAUGCCUUAUUGCAUUUGCAGUGAUUUCAUUUCUUCCAUUGCAAGUGGAAAUGUUUGGUGCUAAUUAUUAAAAAAAGCUUGGAUUCAAAUUAUUACCAGGUUAACAGCAGUGUCAAGAACACUUCAUAUUGUAAGUUCAUUGGCAGUCUUGUUAGAUAAUGCUUGACUCUAGGUGGCAUGAGAAGGUGCUUUGAUUGAGUUUUUAGCCAAGUAUGUUUGGAAGAAAAGGUGACAGAAUUGUUUGUUGUCAUGAUAGAUACCUGGUGAUUUCCAAGAAAGGCAUUUGCAUUCAUAAUUGGUUUAUAGUUGCCUGACUGCUAACAGAUUAUAUUAUCCAUUUGUUUUCCUUUCUUUAUUAUUAUUUUUUAGAAUGAUAAUUUACCUGCUAUCAUCAUUUUUUACUUUGGCUCAUUUUGUAUAGAUAAAUAUGAUUUUCUUAUAUUGUUUAUUAAUGUGUUGGAGUUAUGGUCAAGUAUAUAAUUUGCUUGUAUCAUAAUUCUUUUUUUUAUUGUUAUUAUUAUGUUUAAAAGGAUGAAAUUUGAUUUAAUGGGUGUGUGGCAUACUUUUUUUUUCUCCACAUACCAAUCAUUUAUUUACUAAGAAAAAGAUAAUAUAUAAAGAGUGAUGAAAUUAUCUAGGAAGUGAUUAGUGGUUUUUGAUGAAAGUCCUACUAUUAUUGUAUACCUUUAUUUAUUUUUCAUUUUUUUGAGUUCUUCAGAAUGGCACAAAUGUUGGGACUCAAAGAAUCAAAAGUAAAGUUGUCUUGCGUGAGAACAAAUGCUACUUCGGAACUCUGGCUUGGUCUCUCCCGUUGUUGUUGGUCCACGUGGAUGUGCCUUAAGUGUCUCGUCUCAUAGUCUAGGGUCCACUUUGUCCAGCACAAAUGGUAAUGAUGUCCACUUUUUCAGUGACAAGAAAAAUGAAAAUGAUAAUUAUUCUUAAUUAAUAUUUUAAAAUCAUUGGUAUUGUGUUCAAGACAGUGAUUAUUUUCUUCUUCACAUAAUGGCUUGUAGAUUGUGUGUAACUUGAAAUUGAAAAGUAAUCAAAAAGUUUUCCCUUACAGAA